AUGCAUUUCUGUCUAUCUGUCACAUUCUGCUCAUAUCUAUCUACUAUCCAUCUAUCUAUCUUUUCAUAUCUAUCUAUCACACUCUCUUCAUAUCUAUCUCGGUCCCUUCAUAUCCAUCUAUCUCUCUCUAUUAAUCUGUUCAUAUCUGUCUCUCUCAAUCUAUUCAUAUCAAUCUGUCCAUAUCUAUCUAUCCAUCUAUCAUACUCUCUUCUUAAUCUAUCUAUCUAUCUAUCUAAAUCUAUUCUAUUAAUUUUUCUUCAAAUCUAUCUAAAUCUGUUCUUAUCUAUCUCUAUCAUCUAUUUCAUAUCUAUCUUAAUCUAUCUGAUCUAUCUAUCUCCUUCAUAUCUAUCUUCAAAUCUUAUCCUGUUCAUCUAUCUAAAUCUAUUCUUAUCUAUCUAUCAUUACACAUCAUAUCUAUCUCUAUCUAUUCUUAAUAUCUAUCAUUUAUCAUCUCCUAAAUUCAUUUAUCUAUCUAUCUAUCUAUCUAUCAUUAUCUAUCUAAAUCUGUUCUUAUCUAUCUAUCUAUCUCAUAUCUAUCUAAAUCUGUUCUUAUCUAUCUAUCACACUCUUCAUAUCUAUCUAAAUCUGUUCUUAUCUAUCUAUCACACUCUUCAUAUCUAUCUAAAUCUGUUCUUAUCUAUCUAUCUUCAUAUCUAUCUAAAUCUUCUAAUAUCUAUUUUCUAUCUAUUUCUAUCAUCAUUCAUUCAUUUAUCUAUCUAUCUAUCUUCUUAUCUAUCUAUCAUCUAUCUCUUCAUAUCUAUCUAUCUAUUAUCUUAUCUAUCUAUCUUCAUAUUCUAUCUUUAUUUAUUUAUUCUAUCUAUUUAUCUAUCUAUCUAA
Molecule: messenger RNA, 837 nt
Organism: Acanthosepion pharaonis
Lineage: Eukaryota; Metazoa; Mollusca; Cephalopoda; Sepiida; Sepiidae
Source: the annotation of a GenBank genome assembly